AUGCUUCUUCGAGCUGUGCUUUUGUCCCUCUCUCUAGGGUUCUGGGUGUUUCAAUUCGUGGUUUCAGAGAUUCAGUUGGGUUCUAGACUCGUAGUUGGUGAAAACAGCUUGUGGGUAUCCAACAAUGGUGAUUUUGCGCUAGGGUUUUUCAAUCCUCCCGAUUUGCCUAACCGGUUUAGCAUCGGUAUCCGGUUUAACUCCGAAUCCAUCCCUUCUGAUCAACGGAACGUCGUCUGGGUUGCUGGAGCGGUUGUUUCCGUUACCGGCAACAGCUCUUACUUCGAGCUCACUCGCAACGGAGAAUUGGUAUUGUUUGACUCCUCUUUGGGUGUUCCGGUUUGGAACAGCAAGACGAACCGGCUCUCUGUGUCCUCUGCUCUGCUCCGUGACGAUGGUAAUCUUGUGUUGAUGAAAGAAAGAGAGGAGAUUGUUUGGCAAAGCUUUGAUACUCCUGGUGAUACUCUGCUUCCAAACCAAAAGUUAUCAGCUUUAGAGAUGCUUAGAGCUGCUAGUGAGAGUUCUAGGUCUAGCUAUUACAGUCUUAUCAUAGAGGAUUCAGGGAAGUUAGAGCUGCGAUGGGAGAGUAGCAUUACUUUCUGGUCAAGCGGAAACGAAGCCGAGAAGAAGAAGGAGAAGAUUGGUGCUGUUCUUACUCCAGAGGGAGCUCUGCUUCUCGUGGGCCAAGACCUGACGAGGCCUGUUUGGUCUGUCUUUGGGGAAGACCACAACGACACUGUGAAGUUCCGGUUUCUCAGGCUUGACCGGGAUGGUAAUCUGAGAAUGUACUCGUGGAACGAGGAUUCAAGGAUUUGGAAACCGGUUUGGCAAGCUGUUGAGAACCAGUGCCGGGUCUUCGCCACCUGUGGAUCGCAAGUUUGUUCCUUUAACAGUUCCGGAUACUCUGAGUGCAUCUGCCCUUAUAACGCCUUUGCAUCGGUCUCGAAUCCCAAGUGCUUGGCGCCAUAUCAGAAGCUAGGCUGCAAAUCUGGUUUCAUCAUGGCGCCGUUCAAGAACAUGGAGUUGUAUGGGCUUUAUCCAGCUAACGAUUCGGUUAUAUCUCUGAUUAGCUCUCAGAGAUGCAAGAAGAUGUGUUUAGAGGACCCUGCUUGUACCGCAGUCACUUACAGGAAUGAUAAUGGUGGUUCUCCUCAGUGUCUCGUGAAGCUGACCCGAUAUAUCAGCGGUUACUCUGAACCGUCCCUGAGCUCUGUAUCGUAUGUUAAAACAUGUUCAGACCCGAUGGCUGUUAAUCCGAAUGUUUCAAGAGGUUCAGUGACUGUAACCAAGUCUCGCGGCGUCUGUAUUCCUUGCCUCGUCGGCGCAACUUCCACUACGCUCGUUCUGUUUCUCGCUUUUCAGGUCGGUGUCGUUGUGUACAUCUACCGGAGGAAGAAAAAGCAAGCUCUGAAGAAAGCUGAUCGGUUCUCCAAGGCGACGAAUCCCAAAGGUUUGAUUAUAUUCUCUGUGGAUGAGAUCAAGGCGAUGACCAGUAACUUUGACCAUAGCAUAGGACCGAGGAUAUUCAAGGGGGUUAUGCCGGAGAACGAACUUGUUGCGGUGAAAGAAAUGGAAGCGACGUUAUCAGAAGAAAGGAAGUUCCGAAGCUCUGCAUCAAAGAUAGGAACGAUGCAUCACAAGAACUUAGCAAAGCUUGAAGGUUAUUGCUGCGAACGAGGGAAGAGGUUUCUGGUUUACGAAUACGCUAAGAACGGGUCUAUACUUGACCACAUCGUUGACCCUUUACAGAGCAAGAAACUAACUUGGAGAAAAAGAACCGAAACGUGCUUAAGCGUGGCAAAAGCUCUGUUUUACCUCCACACGGAGUGCAGAGAGUUCGUCAGUCACGGGAACCUGAACUGCGGAAACAUUCUUCUCGGCGAGGAUAUGGAAGCCAAGUUAACGGAAUACGGAUUCGGUUCGUGUGCUGCAGAUAAAGACGUUGAAGAUUUUGGAGUGACGGUUCUAACUCUGAUAACCGGUAUGUGCGAGGCUGAAGGAGUAGUGAGUGAAUGGGUGUACAGAGAAUGGAUUGAAGGGAGGAAAGAAACCGUCGUGGACAAGAGACUAGAAGGAGGUUUCGAUGUAGAGGAGCUCGAGCGGGUUCUGAGAAUCUCGUUCUGGUGUGUUCAGGUGGAUGAAAGGUUAAGACCAUCAAUGGGGGAAGUGGUGAAGGUUUUGGAAGGUACAUUGUCUGUUGAUCCACCUCCACCGCCUUUUACUCGUGCAAGAUCAUCGCCGACUAACUCAUCAGAGUCUGAUCAAUCGUUGUAUGAGUGUAUAAGAGACUGA
This is a messenger RNA of Thlaspi arvense, 2289 nucleotides long. The record is from the annotation of a GenBank genome assembly. NCBI's taxonomy places the organism in Eukaryota, Viridiplantae, Streptophyta, Magnoliopsida, Brassicales, Brassicaceae.